AUGGUAGGGCUGCUUUUCCUGGAUCCAUCAGCCCUCACACCCAGCAUCAAGUUCCUGGAGCUGGGGAAGACGUCACUUAUUGCCCUUCUGAGCCUGAUAAGCAAGAACCUGUGCAUGGGUUUUGAAAGGAAGGUGACCGUCACCUUCUGUGAUCUGGGUAUUUUCUUGCAUACACCUCCACUAGCCUGUAAAGCAGUUCUCCUGCUCACUGCUAUGACCAGUCCACUGGAAGAUGCAAUGGACACCUUGAUCAGGAUUUUCCAUCACUACUCUGGCAAAGAAGGAGACAGAUACAAGCUCAGUAAAGGAGAACUCAAGGAGCUUCUCACCAGUGAGCUCACUGACUUCCUUUCAGGCCACAAGGACCCCCUCCUGAUUGAUAAAAUUAUGAACGACCUGGACUCCAAUAAGGACAAUGAAGUGGAUUUUAAUGAAUUUGUCAUUCUGGUUGCUGCUUUGACUGUGGCAUGUAAUGAUUUCUUUGAAGAACAGCUAAAGAAAGAGAGAUUUUAA
Poecile atricapillus (Black-capped chickadee) is the source of this 513-nucleotide messenger RNA. RefSeq names its product S100 calcium binding protein Z (gene S100Z). The record is from RefSeq and is a predicted model, not a curated record. Gene Ontology annotation, cellular component: cytoplasm. Bases 1 to 513 code for a protein of 170 amino acids. Gene Ontology annotation, molecular function: calcium ion binding. Lineage: Eukaryota; Metazoa; Chordata; Aves; Passeriformes; Paridae. The transcript has 4 exons.